This is a messenger RNA of Lentinula edodes (shiitake mushroom), 708 nucleotides long. RefSeq lists its product as uncharacterized. The coding region runs from base 1 to 708 and encodes 235 amino acids. The transcript has 2 exons. NCBI's taxonomy places the organism in Eukaryota, Fungi, Basidiomycota, Agaricomycetes, Agaricales, Omphalotaceae. The record is from RefSeq and is a predicted model, not a curated record.
AUGGUCCUUAACAACCUUUUGCAAGGUACACCUCGUUUUCAAUCAGAGGACAGCUUGAAGAUGAUGUUAAUUCACGCUGCCGACACUGGACUCCGUGAGGCCUACAAUAAAGAGGUUGACGAUCAUUCGGGUAACCCUCUACAUGGCAUUCAUGCAAAAGACUUCCACACCUUUACCCGUGCAUUCCAAGUUCUUGACCAUGGUCGUCACCGCCAACUGCUCAUUGCUCGCCAAAUGGCUGAACACAUGAUUCGGUCCCGUCCCAACUCUCGCGCUACGACUCCUCUGGCACCGUCUACUGCUGCGAACACUCAAAGUCGUCGUACCGCGAAUACUGGUGGUGGCCAGAACGGUCGUUUGCCCCCGCUUACGACUAAUGAAAGGCGACUACUCAGUGAAAACGACGGCUGCUUCAAAUGCAGAUCCUUUUUUGUCAAAUGCCACACCUCUAGCUCUGAACAUGAAUUUCCUUUGCCUAACGGUAAUGGCUACAAGGAACUCACUACUACCGAUGUCGAUGCCGCUCGCAAGUUGCGAGGCACCGUUGAAACAAACAAGAAACCGCGAACGGGCCCUAUUGCUGCUAUUGGGGUAUCUGAUGCGGAGGACGACGGCGUCGUCGCUUCCAUCAUGCCAAGCGCAGUUUUGGGUGACGGCACUGACUCCGAGGAGGAGUCUGUCGCCUGGGACUACCACGUCGCAUACUGA